Pimephales promelas (fathead minnow) is the source of this 1734-nucleotide messenger RNA. Its product is annotated as transmembrane protein 235. Gene Ontology annotation, cellular component: apical plasma membrane. The record is from RefSeq and is a predicted model, not a curated record. NCBI's taxonomy places the organism in Eukaryota, Metazoa, Chordata, Actinopteri, Cypriniformes, Leuciscidae.
AUCAAGCCAGGUUAACAAAAGAUACACGCCACUAUAUACAGAGAAAUCUAUUUACACAACAUGGAGAAGAAACAACCUCGUCGCUGAGGUGAGCAAAUGAACCACAGUGAGUGAUCGCAGCUGAAACUGAGGUGAGAGAAACAUUCAGAGAUUCAGUGUUCAGAGGCUCUCACUCCGUAUACAGCUGUGCAGGAGAGAUGCCGAGGAAAAUCACUGAGUUUUUUCAUCCAGCAUGUGCCGAGAGCUGAUUAUUCCUUCACCCUGUACACAACUGGAGUAAAAAAGACAGAAUGAUGUGCUUUAAUGUGUCUGAACGAAACACUCUGGGCUUUGGAGGAGCUAAAUGGCAGGAACAGGUGGUCAAAUUCACUGAAUCAUAAGAGGGAUUUGAGUGCUGAUGAAAAUGAACUUUGGGACAGUUGUCAUCAGUGCGGGUCUCUGUGGGCUGCUCAGUUUCAUCCUGCUCGCCGUGUCCAUUGCCACUGAUUACUGGUACAUUAUAGAUGUGGAUAAAGGGACGAACUCCAGCCUGGAAUACAGCAGCUCUCACUCCGGACUCUGGAGGAUUUAUGAAGGAGAGAAUGGCAGUUAUCAUGACAUCUCGUUCUACACGGACACCUCCAACCACACUGAGCAGGAGAAGCACCUUUUAAACUUGCACAGGGUCAUCGUGGUCCUGCUGCCUUUCAGCCUGGUGCUGCUAGUCUUUGGGGGCAUCUUCGGUCUGGUGGCGUCUUUGGCUCAGAGCUUCUCUCUCCUCACCUGCAUCGCUGCAUAUUUCCUCAUCUGCAGUCUGUUGACGGUGUCUGGUGUGAGCAUCUAUAUCAGUUACUCUCAGCAGGCUUUGGAAGAGCUGCAGCACAUGGUGGAUGUGGAGUCACUGGCUCACGUCCACAUGUCCUUCGGCUGGUCUCUGGCCAUGGCCUGUCUGUCCUUCUGCCUGGAGAUGCUCGCGGGGAUCCUGCUCUCGCUAGCGGCCCGUCUCGUCCGCCGGCAGUGUCACCACGAGCCUGCGGCAGUGUUCUUCAUGAGCCAGAGUUCACCACAGCUUCUGAGACUGCAGUGAUGACGAUGGUGAUGUGGUCUACAUUCAGAUCAUGAUCAGGGAAUGAGUUUGUGCUCUGUCAAAGUUGAAAUGGAGAGUGUCGGCUGGCAAACGAGACAGCUGCAUCAAUUAUUGAAGGAGAGGCUCACUCAAGGACUGCGAAAUCUGUGAGCAUCACUCGACUGUGUCCGUGCAAUCACAUAUUUUCCUCAAGGCUUCUGGAAACUUGUUUUCCUACACAUUUUUACAGUAUAGUUUUUUUUUCUCCAAAAACAGAAUAAUAACUCAUAGUGGUAUGUCUGUUCAGCAAUGAAAUGUUUUGGUUAAUGUUCCUAUAAUAUAAAAUUGAAAAUAUAUAUUACUGGUUAAUCAAAUUAAGACAUUUAUUUGUUCAUUACCAACAAUAGCUGGAGUAAACAUAUUAAAUAACAAAAAGUAAACUAGUGUUUAAAAGUUUGGGGUCAGUUUGAUGACAGCACAACUGUUUUCAACAUUGAUAAUAAUACUGUAUGUUUCUUGAGCAUCAAAUCAUCAUAUUAGAAUGAUUUCUGAAGGAUCAUGUCAUACUGAGAUUUAAUACAUUAAAUUGUAGUUGUUUCUUCAUAGAAAUCGUUCUGUGGUAAAACUUAGUAACCAACAUUUCAUGAAUCGUCAUUGUGAAGUACCAUAAUAAACAUGACUUAAGCCCA